Gamsiella multidivaricata is the source of this 1671-nucleotide messenger RNA. RefSeq lists its product as uncharacterized. The annotation marks the transcript as partial. Gene Ontology annotation, molecular function: nucleotidyltransferase activity. Lineage: Eukaryota; Fungi; Mortierellomycota; Mortierellomycetes; Mortierellales; Mortierellaceae. Gene Ontology annotation, biological process: RNA 3'-end processing. The record is from RefSeq and is a predicted model, not a curated record. The transcript has 2 exons.
CCAUUAUCCAGACCCGGUAUCCUGUAAGUCUCUUGGAUGCCACUCCUUUUGGUUGGGAUCUUUGGCGUCUGGCUUCGUCGGUACUAAUGAAUAAGUAUCGAAUGAUUGCUGCUCGCUAUACCUCGUCAUGCUAGACUCUCCUUCCAAGCGCAGAGUCCAUCAACAUGCGACACACACUCCUUCUACGACUGCAGAACUUGUUCGACCUGGAAUUCCCAGGCAAGGGGCUUAUACUGAAUCCGUUCGGGUCGUAUGUUACAGGAUUGGACAGCGACUGGAGCGAUCUCGAUAUAUGUAUCUACAGUGAGAACUUUCAGCCCAAUGCGACCCACUCCGACGUGACAUACCUUGCGGAUUUUAUGCGUCGGUCGAUGAUGAUGAACGUGGUUGCCAUUACAGAUGCCAAGGUUCCUAUCGUCAAGUUCACGGAUCCAACCAGCGGGAUCGCCUGCGAUAUGAAUGUCCAGCACCCAUUGGGCAUCUACAACUCGGACCUUACCAAGGCUUACCUCGAAAUUGACCCAAGGCUGAGCAAGUUCCUGUACUUGCUCAAGCAUUUCGCAAAGUGCCACAGCAUCCUCGACGCUUCUGCGGGUUAUCUAUCCUCCUAUGCAUACAUUCUCAUGGCCAUUGUGUUUUUCCAGGAUCAAAAGGACGCUUCUAUCCUGCCAAGACUCCAGCUCAGGAGUGAGCAGCCUCGCAUGUACAAUGCGCUGGGCAAGUCUCGCAAGCGCAUGCCAAACUUUGGUAGCUGUCUGUCGGAUGGGUCAAUCCCGGUGGUGUAUGCAUCUCAGAACAACCAAACAUUCGACUGCUCGUUCGACACGCGCAUAGAUGCCUACAAAUCGUAUGGGUUUCAUAACAAGAAGACGGUCGCUCAGCUACUAUUCGAAUUUUUUGAGUUUUUUGCGAGGAAAUUUGAUUAUCGGACUAUGGAGGUGAAUGCGAAGAAUGGAUGCGUUCAGGAGAGACCGUCGCUGGCGGGGGAAAAGAAGGCAGCUGAAAGGGCUCUGAACACGGCAGGAGCAGCAGCGGCUGUUGCCGCCAACAGUGCCGGUUCCGGAAAUUCUUGUUCAUAUGACUCUAAGAGGCGGCUUUGGCUAAGCGCUGCAGAGCAAGCAUAUUACAAGGAUCUGGAUGAGCACGGUGGCCUGCCGUCCGGUGCUGUGCCGAUGCCUGGAAUUGCUUUGGCAACCUCCAGUUCGGUCUCUGCCAACACCGCUACUUCCGCGACCACGACAGUUAAUGGUACAAUCACGACGAUGAGUACUACGACUACGACAUCGAGAAGUGGAUAUUACGACCGGUUCGGGACCGAACCGUUCUUUUGUGUGAUGGAUCCUUUUGUAGCGAACCGUAAUGUGGCAGGUACUUGUCGUGGUGAGCGUUUUAUCAAAGUUUGGAGGUGCUUUGACCAUGCGUAUAAGUGCUUGGCCAGAGGUAAGUUCGCGAGAGCGUUCGAGCCCUUAGACUCCAAUAAGUAGCAAUAGAUCUCGAUCUCCCCCCUCUCUUGAAACCUUUUAUUGCCAUCGUAAAGCUCAAAUAAAUAAAUGUCUGUCUGUAUUUUUUGGAGAUCUACUGUUUUAUGGAAUGCGAUGUGAUUGGACCGUUCGCGUUGUUCACCAACGCGGUUAACGCACGGAGGCUGUGCGAGUAAAAUAACCUGAACAC